UAAAUAAAUAGAGAAAACUCUCCAAUCGUUUUCUUCUUCAUUGCCUGGGGGCACACACUUCUUCAUUGCAAGCGGGAAAGCUAGCUCUGUUCAUCCGAAUUCGUACCCACGAGAUAAUAUGGCUCGUUACCACAUGUCAUCGCUGAUCUUGCUGUUCUUAGUUCUUGCUCUGUUCGCAUCACCGAGCCAAGGCUUCCUAGGGACCAAGAAUAAGAUAAAAUCUGCAGUCUUUCUCUCACCAAAACUGGUGAUGAGUUUAGGAUCAGUGUCAGAUCCUUACUUAUUCGACAUAGAUUUCCCAAGAGGGCAUAUCGGUCUUAAAAGUUUCGAUGCUGAAGUAGUUGAUGAAGCGGGCAAACCCGUCCCUCUACAUGAGACAUAUCUCCACCACUGGGCUGUCCAACCGUAUUAUGUGCGUAAAGGUUCUAAGCUUCCACAGCGAGAAAUGUUUGCGAAUCACGGAUUCUCACAGCAAGAUCCACAAACCAAUCUUGAUUCGAGAUCUUCGGAUAUUAUUCUUGUUAAAAACGGAGGGUUGUGCAGGAGUUCAGUGCUCAGACACUACUUUGGUUUAGGAUCUGAAACCCGCAAAACCUCGACGUAUGUUCCUGAUCCUUACGCUGUUGAAAUCGAUAAUCCUGAGGAGAGACCUGAUGGUUAUGAAUUCAAAUGGCUUCUCAACAUUCACGCUAUAGACACCAGAUGUGUGGAGGACAAGACAGGAUGCACAGAAUGUCAUUGUGAUCUCUAUAAUGUAACCGUUAAUGAGUACGGUCGUGCUUUAAGACCCGGAUACAAAGGAGGUUUACACUGCUGCUACGAUAAGACUCAGUGUCGGGUGAAAAGCGGAUUUGGCAAUGGAGAGAAACAAAGAAAUCUGUAUUUGAAGUAUACUGUGAAAUGGGUUGAUUGGGACUACACGGUUUUGCCUGCUACAAUUUAUAUUCUCGACGUUACAGAUAGCCAAGAACAUAUUUGCCAUGUGGAAUACGAUGUGGAACCGUGCAAAACCAAUGGCGAUGGAUGCAUUGAUGUUAAGAAAAACAGCUUCAUGAUGCCAUUUAAUGGGUAUAUUGUCUACGGCGUAGCUCACCAACAUGCUGGUGGUGUAGGUGCUGCUCUGUACCGAGAGAAUGGUGAAGGAAUAUGUACUUCGAUGGCCAAGUAUGGCAAUGGAGUUGAACCUGGAAACGAAGCUGGUUACAUUGUAGGAAUGACGUCAUGUUAUCCUGCUGCUCCAGUGAAAGUGAGCUAUGGAGAGACAUUGACUUUGGAGGUUAAUUACAGUAGUGCCGUUGGUCAUACCGGAGUUAUGGGACUCUUUUACAUCCUCGUUGCUCAGCAGUUGCCUGAACCAGAGCUCUCCUUGCCUAAUCUUUUUCAGGCACAUGCGGGAAGCGUGAGCGUUUUAGCAUUUUUGGCUGUGACGGUGUUGGUGGCGGUAGUGGUUCUAAUAGCCGCCGUGACAUACCAGAGACAGAACCGGGAAGAUGGUUACCAUUCUCUUACUACAUGAAGAAAAAGAGUAAAACCAUGUCGACGACAUGUUUUUCAAAGUGAAUUUUGUUUGUAUACGAAGAAUUAAAAAUUAAGAACAUUUCGUUGUCAUCUUCCGUCUGAUGUGAUAUUAUCUGUAACAACAGUUACGUGUAAGAAGAACUUUGCUUUGUCAAAUACAUCACAUUCACACAAUUUUUCAA
Camelina sativa (false flax) is the source of this 1700-nucleotide messenger RNA. RefSeq lists its product as uncharacterized. Lineage: Eukaryota; Viridiplantae; Streptophyta; Magnoliopsida; Brassicales; Brassicaceae. The record is from RefSeq and is a predicted model, not a curated record.